AAAUCUUCAGAAAGAUCAAUGGCUUCAUGAGCAUGAAGAGAAGUUCUAAGAAGUUAAGUGAGAUUAUAGAGAAAUGGAGGAAGAGGAAGAAGGGUUACUUUGCCGUGUAUACAAAGGAAGGCAGAAGAUUUGUUGUGCCUCUCUACUACUUGAACCAUCCUAUUUUUCGGGUGCUGUUGGAGAUGGCCGAGGAGGAGUUUGGGUCAACCAUUCUUGGGCCACUACAAAUUCCUUGUGAGGAAGGAUUGAUGGACUUCAUUCUCUCUUUAUUGAGGAAGAAUCCUCCUGGCAACUCUCCAUGAACACUUGUAGGGGACCUUCAACAUCCUCGAUUUUGAUUUUGUUGACAUUUCCGAGGAUAAACUCUUGUACAUUGAAAAGAAUGUAAGACUAAUUUCUCACGAGUAAGGCUUGCUUUUGUGUUUUGUACACACAAGACGCAUGUUAAGAGUGACACAUUUGUAAUUAAGGGCUCUCUUUAACUUGUGUCCUAUGUGUUGUAUUUAUUUCUUUUUGUGUGGAUUGGCAUAGUCAUUUAUUUAUUUUGGGCAUAUAACGAGUUGUGCAAAUUUUUUGUGAACACUUGAAAAAGUACUUUCACCCUUUAUAUAAGAAGAGUUGGUCCAUUAGACUUCAUUAUGUCAAUAAGUGAAAAUAUGGUUUAGAUACUAGUCUCCUCUA
Alnus glutinosa is the source of this 681-nucleotide messenger RNA. Its product is annotated as auxin-responsive protein SAUR66. Gene Ontology annotation, biological process: response to auxin. The record is from RefSeq and is a predicted model, not a curated record. The coding region runs from base 27 to 302 and encodes 91 amino acids. Lineage: Eukaryota; Viridiplantae; Streptophyta; Magnoliopsida; Fagales; Betulaceae. The transcript has a single exon.